Molecule: messenger RNA, 2858 nt
Organism: Paramuricea clavata
Lineage: Eukaryota; Metazoa; Cnidaria; Anthozoa; Malacalcyonacea; Plexauridae
Source: the annotation of a GenBank genome assembly
GUCCAAGACAGUUCACUGUUCCAAGAUUAAGUAUUUCAUUUUUCAGUUCUUGUGCAAUCUUUUUCCAAUAUGGCGGAAGAAAUUAGAAAAUUAUUUGUUGCUCGCCUGCCCUGGACUGCAUGCAGAGGUGAGAAUUCGUGUGUAGAUUAAGUUUAGAGAACGUUUGUGAAGUAUUCAACAUGUGAAUUGUUGUUUUCUGUAUGUUUACAGUCGCAUUGCGGGAAUAUUUUAGUCAGUUUGGUGCGGUGGAGCGGUCGCAAGUAUUGUUCGUAUGUAUUUUCAUAUAUUUUAUAAAUUACUUUUCUUCUUUCUCCUAAGCUGAUUAAAAGUUGGAAUAGUUAUAAAUUAUAUAUUUAUACCAAUGUAUUCUUGACUGAAAUGUUUGGAAAUUGUGUGCCCAAUAUCUGUUGAAAAAUUAGGAAAGGUCAAAUGGGCCAUUCCAUUUAAUAUAAAUCCCUGUAGGAUAUAAAAAUUCUUGAACCCCCUUGGAUGCAAUUUGUGGAAGUUACCCCAUACGAUAUCUUACUAACCCCUUUAGGAUAUUGCUUUUUUCCUCUUGAAUGUCACUAUUAAAAACAAGCCACCCUGCAGGAAAAUUUAAGAUGAAGGCACCCCCCCAUCUCCCAGUUUUUUAUGAGAAAUGUGUAUGCUAACAGUACAUGUACUUUAAAAACUACAGAAUUUGAUGUUAUUAAAAUUAUCUUUAAGAAAACUAUUUUAAGGCCCGACGCCUUUGGCAGGGAGGCAGGCAACCGCGUUCCCAGGCUCUUAGCUUCACACGCCCCAAGCUUUUCUUUCUGCAGCUUGGAGCGUGCGAAGGUAAGAGCCUGGGAACGAGGUUGGGAGGCAGGUGGUUUUGUAAAAGAUGUCAUAUUGUCAUUUUUUGGCAGAAGCAUUGACCCUUCCUUACCAGGUGAUCUUGAUACGCGGAAAAGUACUGGCACUAGUUGUCAAAUAGAAAUCCAUUUUAUGAUUAAAACAACUGAAUAUCUCCUGUAAUAUACAUUAUUUCGAUUCCAUAUUUUCGUCAGAGCUAUAGUUCUCAUAACCAAACAUAACUACAAAAUUUCAACUAGUUUCAUAAAGAAUAACGAAAGAUAUAAUUGACUGAAUACAUCAAAAUGGAUUUCUAUUCGGACAACCCUUUCUGAGCGCUGAUUGGCUAAAAUACGAACACGAGAUCACCUGGUAUGCAUUCAUAAUAUUUUGUUUUUUCAAUAAACUUUUAAUUAACUUAUUGUAUGUACACAAUUUGUUGAUAGGAUCGGAAUACAGGCAGAUCAAAACGUUUUGGUUUUGUUGUUUUCAAAGAUGAAGCAAGCAUCGGUGAAACAAUGAACGUUUCUCACCAUGAAAUUCAUGAUACUGAGGUGUGUAUUAUUUUUGCAUUGGGUGGGGCACAAAUUUGAACAUUUCAGGAAAGGUACAUGUAGCAAAUACACUUCACUCCCCAUGACAAGAAAAAUGGCCUGGUAUGAGAGAGAGUAAAAUAAGCAAGUAUGGUGGAGUAGGGUGCAAAGAGUUAAUACAUUAUUUCUUUUAGAUAUUUGUUCAGCCACACAAACCUCCAAAGUCAAAUGAGAAAAGUAAAAAAGAUAAAGAUCCAUUGGACAUGAUGAUUACUACAGAACAAGAAUAAAGUCAGUUAUUUAUAUAUUUUUAUGUGUGACAAUGUAAGGCAGGCAAGCCAGUUAUAUAUACUGUUCCAAGCUAGCCUGUAAAAGUAGGCACAUGCCGUCCUCACAAAUGUUCAGUGCCAGUGUAGGUAGCAGAGAAUAUAAACUGUGAGCUUGUCUACAUGACACAACUACCUGGAAAAUAUAAAUACAUUUUGAGCUAAGGCCCGUCAUAUGGUAGCAUGGGUGCAGGGCCAUAACUAGACGUGAUAAUUGGGAGGGGGGUGUAUUUAUCAUUUAUAGACCUGAAGGGAGGGGGAUUCAGCGAAAUAUUACCCAAAGUGAUGAUAUUUCCCGAGGGGCUUUGCCCCGAGGGAAAUAUCAUCACUGAGGGUAAUAUUUCGCCGAAUCCCCCGAGCGGAGGGUCUAUAAAUGAUAUAUUAUACCGAAAAUUAAAAGCCUCCAAGUUGAGAAUUAAAAACUUGACACAUACCUUCGUGAAUACGACGUUUUAUUUUCGGAUUAACGCAAGUAUUCGUCGAUUUUCUUUCGAAUCACAUAUCGUUUGGAAUAUUAAUGACAACAUUUUUCAAAAUUUGCUUUAAAAUUUUGAAAAAGCCCCAGGUUUUAUGUUUAAAAUUUGAUUAUUCAUCACUCAUCAAUACUAUUUAUAUUUUGUCGGCCAUGUUUUUGUCAUGCGUGUUGUCUCGCGCGGUCUACGCGAAUAAUGUUCCACCCCAUGUUCCCCGGGGAACAUGGGGUGGAACAUUGUCAUAAGGAACGCAGGCUCGCUAAUUGAUGACGUAAGGCGUGAUAUCGCGAUUAAUUUCAUGCUCACAUGGCACAAACUAAGCUUCCUGAUUGGACAAUUUGAAUUUGAGGUAUAAUAUAUUCAUAUAUUCAUGUUCACAUUUCGUAAAAACAAUUGCUUUCAAAAGAAACCCGUCUGGCAGAACACAAAUAUAUGAAUAUGCCCUCCCCCACCCAAUUAUCGCGUCUAGGAACGACCCUGCAUGGGUCUGAAAAACAUGCUAUAACCAGAUGAAGGACCUUUGCUCGAAACUCCGAAGUUCUCUUUUAUACCCUUAUAAAAACAGUAAUUGAAUAUUUGCAUGGGUUUUCAGGUAGUUCAUUAUCGACACAAGUUAACAGUUCAUAAAUGAAUCUCCUAACUUCAAUUUCAUCUAUAUUCCUGAUCAGAUUUGUCCAAAUUAUAAUAUUUAUUAUAAUAUUAAAUACACC